AAUUAUUAGCUAGUUUUCCUUCCUAUAAAUAUAUAAAAAUUAAACCUUGGAUAAUCUUAAACCACUAUCAAAAUCUCUAUAAGCUAGGUCCAUACCAAAAACACAAACAUGAAGUUCCAAAAGUUUGCAAUAUUUUCCAUUUUAGCCUUAUUUUUGUUGCCAAUUCUUAUCACUCCAAAUGAAGCAACAACUAUAGUUCCAAACCAAAAUUCCAUUCAAAAUAGAUUAAUAAAAUGUCUUACAAACCAUUCAAAUGAUUCUUAUCCAAUAUCACCCCUCAUUUAUGCACCGGAAAACACCGCCUUCUCAACCGUGUUACAAUCCUACAUAAGAAAUCUCCGGUUCAACACCACCACAACUAGUAAACCCUUACUUAUUAUAACGGCUACUCAUGUCUCCCACAUCCAAGGAGCAAUCUUGUGUGCCAAGGAACAUGGUAUUGAGAUGAAAGUCCGAAGUGGUGGUCAUGACUAUGAGGGUCUCUCUUAUAUCUCUAUAGUCCCGUUUUUCGUGGUUGAUAUGUUCAAUUUCCGGUCAGUCGACGUCAAUAUCGAGGAGGAGACGGCUUGGGUGGACGCCGGUGCAAUCCUUGGUGAAGUAUUCUAUGGAAUUGCUAACAAGAGUAGUACUCAUGCUUAUCCUGCCGGAGUUUGUCCGACAGUCGGCGCCGGCGGCCAUAUCACCGGAGGUGGUUAUGGUAAUUUGAUGAGAAAAUAUGGACUUACAAGUGAUAAUCUUGUGGAUGCUAAAGUUGUGGAUGUACAAGGUAGGGUGCUUGAUCGUGCAAGUAUGGGAGAGGAUCUCUUUUGGGCUAUUCGAGGUGGGGGUGCCUCGAGUUAUUGUGUCAUUCUUUCUUAUAAAAUAAAAUUGGUUAAGGUUCCUGAAAAGGUAACCGUUUUUAGGGUUUUAAGAACGUUGGACCAGAACCUAACUGACGUUGUUGAACAAUAUCAACGUGUUGCUCCGAAUUUGGAUCACAACGCGUUCAUUAGGCUAACCCUAGGUGUUACAAACUCGACAAAAACCGGCCUCUUGACAAACCAAGCAACGUUUAGAUGCUUAUUUUUAGGUGACACACAAACCCUUGUUUCCUUAGUGCAUGAGAAUUUUCCCUUGUUAGGUCUACAAAAGUCAGAUUGUCAUGAGAUGAGUUGGUUAGAAUCCGUACUUUUCUAUUCUGACUUUGCUAAUGGAACUCCACUUGAGACUUUAUUAAAUAGGCAACCUUCAAGUUUGACUUCCCUUAAAAGAAAGUCGGACUAUUUGAAGAACCCGAUUCCAAGAAACGGGUUAGAAGUGCUAUGGAAAAUAAUGGUUGAAUUACGAACUCCUCAACUUACGUUCAACCCGUACGGAGGCCGAAUGGCCGAAAUACGGGCCGACACGACACCGUUUCCACACCGGGCCGGAAACAUGUUCAAGCUCCAAUAUGCGACUAAUUGGAACGAAGGAGAGAAUGAAAGAUCGAACUAUUAUAUAGAUUUGACAAGAAAGUUGCAUGCAUAUAUGACUCCUUUUGUUUCAAAGAACCCUAGGGAAGCAUUCCUUAAUUAUAGGGAUAUUGACUUGGGAAUUAAUCAUCAAGGUCCUAAAAGCUACGUUGAAGGUAAAAGAUAUGGGAUGAUGUAUUUUAAGGAUAACUUUGAUAGGUUGGUGAAAGUUAAGACUAUGGUUGAUCCAAAUAACUUCUUCAGGAAUGAGCAAAGUAUUCCGAUUCUUCCACAUUAAUUAAACACUUAAAUUAUGAAUAGAUUUGUAUUUUAAAGUUUAUGAAGCAUUUGCUUAUAUUGAUUUGUUUGUAACAUAGGGUUGAUUAUGUUUUAAUCUUGCAUGUAAUAUGUCAUGUUAAAUAUUUAGUUGUAUGUUGAUUGUUUACUUGUUGUCUUAGCUUGUUGCCGUGUUAAUUAAAUUGUAUAAUACUUUGUACGUAUAUAAUGAAAGCGACUAUUGUUACU
Molecule: messenger RNA, 1955 nt
Organism: Spinacia oleracea (spinach)
Lineage: Eukaryota; Viridiplantae; Streptophyta; Magnoliopsida; Caryophyllales; Amaranthaceae
Product: berberine bridge enzyme-like 8
Exons: 1
Coding region: 109-1728 (539 amino acids)
Molecular function (GO): oxidoreductase activity; FAD binding
Source: RefSeq, a predicted model, not a curated record